UUGCAGGAUUGUCUGAAUGAAUCUUUUAAACACACCGCCUGAUACAUAUAUAAUCGUGAAGUCUGAUGGAGGGCGCUAAAAAACUAAGACACCACCAAGACAAUUAAUACAUUGCACAGAGUAUCUGCCAAGUUGAUGGCCAAGGAUAUACGAGAGUUUAUCGAUAUACACAUUAAUGUCCCCAUCACCUGCCAUUUCCUCCCCCACUAACUAAACACACAGGACUACGAACUUUCCUUUUUAAACCCAAACUGUACAUAAAAGGAGCAGUCAACGCUAUCUUAUUUUUUUUUUUUCAUUUGACCCAUCAAAGUGCGGCUGAAAUCAAAAGUAUUUACUAGCCAUCAUAUCACCAUCAUGGCAAAAGGACUUUGUUAAAAAGUAACCUUAGGUCUAGAAUUUCAUUUUAGUUGCGGUCAGGUGUUCAUUCGCGACGGUUCUGAAAACAAAAAAAGGAUUUCUAUCAAAAACAGUGCAAAUAAGAUCCUUACAGUGUUCAAAAUAAAAUGUGAUAUCAUAAUUAAAACGGUGGUUGAUUUUUUUCAAAAUUAACAAAAAAUGGCAAAAAUCAUAUCGACAAUCAAAGCAAUCCUUACCCGUCUAAUUUUUAGUGCACAUAGUUUGAUUGCAAUUUGGCAAGUUACUGAAAAUAAGGGCCACAUUAUUUACUGGUCCUUAUGCGGGCCAUUGGCGUUGCUCCUGCUCGAAGGGAUAUUCACACUAGCCAUCAAGAAGAAUCAGGAAUGGCGAUGGUUUUGUCCAUCAGUAUUUCUGUAUCUGGGAAGUAUUGUACCGGCAAUUUGGCUUUUAGAAUUGGAUAAAGUCGAUCGUCGCAAUGCCGGAAAGAACAAUGUUCCCACAAAUCAUUCGCUGGAUUCAUCUCCCUUAGGAACUAUCGAUGAUAUUCUCGGAAACACGGGAAUUGAUAUGCCUAGCAUCAAUGUCGACACAUGGACAACAUUAAUUGAACAAUUCUUGAUGUUGAUUUUGAUUGUUGGAAGAUGGUUGUUACCAAAAGGUGAUCUUACACGAGAUCAGUUAAGUCAACUUCUAUUAGUUUAUAUUGGUACAGCGGCUGAUAUAAUCGAAUUUUUUGAUUCCUAUAAAGAUGAUUCAAUUGCCAAAAUACCUCUAUUGGUAUAUUUAACUCUGGGCAUUUGGUCAUGGAGUCUUUUGCAGUUUACAAUAGUGUUGUCUGCAACAAGAGCUCGUCGAUCACGAGGAGGUGGUCCACGAGAUAAUGAGAACCACGACUGUUGUAAUAAUUGUUGUUGCGGUAUCGACAUUUGGGGCAUAGUUUUGAACGUAAUUCUUCAAGAUGCACCCUUUCUAACUUUUAGAUUGUUAAUUAUUUUUCAAUAUAAAAUCAUAAACUAUAUGAAUGUGUUUUUUACAUGCAAAAACUCUUUGGUGAUUGUCCUACAAUUGUACAGAUUGUAUGUGGUUAAUUCCGAGUUCUGGAAGGCACGAAAAGCUAGCAAAGCUUUGAGAAAGUCACAAAUUAAUAAAGCAAGACGGCGAGCAUCAGGCGAUCUGACUGAUGUCUAUGUGAUAUCAGAAAGAGGCACAGAGUCAAGAAGGAGGCCAAAAAGACCAAAGAACUACAGUGAUGAUGAAUAUGUUCGGAAGAAAAAACAGAAGAGGGAAAAUAAAUAUCGAACUCGAAAGGAUACUGGUUAUUCUACUGCAAGUUCUCAAAAUCUACACUCAACUCGAAUUGUAGACGAAAAGUCAGCAACUCGUCGUAAGGACAAAAAACCUAUAAAAAAAGCCAAACGAGAUCCAAGUACAUCUCCAAGUGAAGCUGAAAUUAAAAUGAAACGUUUAAAGAAGAAGCCAGACAAAGCUGAUCAUAAGGUUGAUAAAAAAAACGGAACAAAAAAAAAUAAAAUUUUUGAAGCGGUGACCGAAGAAUCUUCAUCAUCGACAACUUCUCCAUCAUCAUGGGCUAGCAAUUCAACUUUGCCAAGUUAUGAAGUGAUUAGGGAUAAAAAGUCGAAGAAACGACGUCGAAGAUCGAGUACAUCUUCGACAACAUCUUCAAAUUCAUCAGGAUCAUCAUCGUCAUCGUCGUCUUGAGAGAAAAACAAAAUAAUUUGUUGAACAUUUUUUGGAAAAUUCAUUUUGUCAAUGAUAGCAUUUAUUUUUUUGGAAUGAAAAAUAAAAGUAAUGUUUAUCUACUAUGUGCUAAAUAAGCCAGAUGGAAAUACUGUAGGAAUGUAUUUUUUAUCA
Molecule: messenger RNA, 2232 nt
Organism: Episyrphus balteatus (marmalade hoverfly)
Lineage: Eukaryota; Metazoa; Arthropoda; Insecta; Diptera; Syrphidae
Product: transmembrane protein 26
Exons: 8
Coding region: 559-2079 (506 amino acids)
Source: RefSeq, a predicted model, not a curated record